GAGAGGUUUCAGCUUUUAUUGUUAUAUGAAUUAAUAAUUAUGCAAUUUUAAUAUUUUAUGCAUGAUUAAAGUUGCGUACAAUGUAACAAAUAUACAGACUUCACAACUUUGGAGUAUAAACGAAAAAAGCAACCUUAUUGACUUCCCAAGUUAAGCCUUACUUUUUCUUAUUAUCCUUAGCGAUUUUUUUAAAUAAAAGAUGGAAAAGUUUUUUAAAGUAGGCUUCAUUAAUAAGUUUCCUACAAUAUCGACUAGCAGCAGAAGUGACAACUUCAGAAUGGUAUCGAUCAGUUGGUGAAAUGAGCUAAAUCCAACCUCAAUUCGUCUGCUACAUCAAGAAAGAUUGCGAAGAAAUUUAUUUAUUUUGAUAUUCUACCAACGUUUUUCGCCUGGAUCAUCUGGUGUUUGGAGAAUUAAAAUACUUCGACAUGUCCGCUGCAUACAAAGUUUCAACAUUUACCAAAAUACAAAGCCUGUGGAGGCAAGGUUGGAUAGAAAUACCUGAAGUCAUGGCAUCAAGUGGUCUUGCUCUUCUUGGAAUUACUUUGUCCAUUGGUUCAUAUUUAUACCAAGAUCCAAAAGGAUGGAAUUUGAGAUAUUUAAAUAAAGAAUUAAUUUUGAGACCAGAUGAUCCACGAGUCCCAAGGAUUAAGAAAACUGGGGUCAACUAAUAGCAAUUAAACAGUUGUUGAUAUUUUUAUUAAAUAAUGUAGAUGAAUAAACCAUUAAUUAGUUCAAUAUAUUACAAUUUAUUUAAAUAUUUAUAUAUUUACAAACAAUGGGCUAAAAUUUUUUUUUUUCAAAAUAGGCUCAGUUGAAUUGUCCAAAUGUCAAUAAAAAUUUCAAGAUAAAAUAUCA
This is a messenger RNA of Trichogramma pretiosum, 858 nucleotides long. RefSeq lists its product as uncharacterized. The record is from RefSeq and is a predicted model, not a curated record. The transcript has 3 exons. Bases 429 to 671 code for a protein of 80 amino acids. NCBI's taxonomy places the organism in Eukaryota, Metazoa, Arthropoda, Insecta, Hymenoptera, Trichogrammatidae.